UAUAAACGUAAUACGUACACCAUGAACGCAACAGAAAAGAAAUAUAACGUUGUAGGCCGUAAGAAUACUGUUAAUCGUGUAGUGAAAUUCAUGCUCAUCUCGCUUGGUGUCUGGCCGGAUGCGUCGUGCGUCACGUUCUGCAGAAUAUUUUGGAGCAUUACAAUAGCAAUCGUUCAAUUUUGGCAUUAUCGAUAUUUUCUAACACAUUACCACUCUAUCGACAUGUUUGACUUCACGGAAUGGUUUAGUAGCUUCCUAGGAUACUGGAAACUAUUCACUAAGUUCGUUUGCUUUUGGCUGAAUCAGCGAAUAUUCGGUAAAAUUUUGACGAUGAUGACGGAAGAUUGGAGCGACUGCUCUAACAACGAUAUCGAAAUGCGCGAGACAGCAGACAAAGCAAAGACAUCGGAUUAUGUCACUAAUGCCCUCAUCGCUUUUCACUCGUUCGCCCUGCUCUCAUACGGCACCAGUAUCAUCCUGGCUGAUGUCGAUGUGACCAAUCGCACAAUCGAGCUACCUCACCUUCACAAAAUGGAAGUUCCUUUCGACAUAAACACACAACGCACGUACAAAAUUGUAUUAAUUACGGAAGUAAUGUACAUGCUCGCGGCUGGCGUGGGAAUCAACAUACCAAACAUUUUGCUGUUAACUUUGGUUCUACAUACAGGUGGCCAAAUAAACAUUUUGCGUGGCUGGAUCACGAAACUUCAGCCUGAAACCAAUGAAAACAAACGCGAAUCCUUCGUUAUUGCAACGAAUAAAAUCAUUCGAAAGCAUCAGAAAAUUAUUUACUUCUCGGAAAAUGUUAAGAAUCUGUAUUCAAUCAUUGCACUGUUGCAAUUUGCAUCUAACACGGUGAUGAUUUGUUUAUUAGGAUUUCUGGUUGUAACAGCGCUCGGUAGUCCCGGAGCGACGGGGAAAAUAGUGAGAUCUCUUUCGUACUAUAGCGUAACAAAUAUCGAAGCGUUCAUAUUCUGUUAUGCCGGAGAAUAUUUGAUCAAUAAGAGCAGGGCAAUCGGACUCGCUGCAUAUAAUUGUCAGUGGUACGAUUUGGCACCUAAGCAAAGUCGUGUACUGUUAUUUAUACUACUAAGAUCACAAAAGCAACUGACACUAACAGUUGGAAAGAUGACAGAUCUCUCGUUGCGAUGCUUCGCAAGUAUCAUGAAUUCUGCGGCAUCAUACUUAUCAGUGCUGCUGGCGAUGCAAUAAACACCAAAAAAUUCAUCUCGUCGACUCUCAUCUGACGUAAAGUAUGUAAUGUGUAAACCACUAAUUAGACAAGCGCACAUUAUAAUGCAUCAUAUUUUUCCGAAUGCAUCCUUCGAGGUAAUAGAAAAAUGAUUCAAUAAGAUAGUGUACAAAGAAUAAUAUCAAAAUGUGGUCGAAAAACUAUAUCACGGUAAAAUAUCAGUAUAUCCCUCAUUUCUACAAAUCCUUCGGCGAUUUUCUCCUUCCUCCUCGACGCGACCCCUCGAUACUUCUUUAUUUUCCUCGGAUCAUUGCGCAUGAUUUUUCAACGGACUAUAAGUCCG
Messenger RNA from Linepithema humile (Argentine ant), 1535 nucleotides. RefSeq names its product odorant receptor 13a-like. The record is from RefSeq and is a predicted model, not a curated record. Gene Ontology annotation, cellular component: plasma membrane. Gene Ontology annotation, molecular function: odorant binding; olfactory receptor activity. NCBI's taxonomy places the organism in Eukaryota, Metazoa, Arthropoda, Insecta, Hymenoptera, Formicidae. Gene Ontology annotation, biological process: detection of chemical stimulus involved in sensory perception of smell; sensory perception of smell.